This is a messenger RNA of Naegleria lovaniensis, 819 nucleotides long. RefSeq lists its product as uncharacterized. The transcript has 2 exons. The record is from RefSeq and is a predicted model, not a curated record. Lineage: Eukaryota; Heterolobosea; Eutetramitea; Acrasida; Naegleriidae. The coding region runs from base 1 to 819 and encodes 272 amino acids.
AUGUGGCAAUUUAGGUCGAACCUGCGUCUUCUUCUUGGUGACCAAAUCUCCAAUUCAUCUUCUCUGAAUUCAAACACCACAACAUCAUCUCAAGAAUUAGCAGAGAAAUUUCCUUCAUAUAUUGAAAAUGUUUCAUCCAUUGCCAAUUCUUGUUUCUUUUUAAUUGUAUUUUCCAUCUUGAUGUCAGGAAUUGCAAUUUUCAUUUACAAAACUCGUCAUGUCAUGAAACGGAAUCAUAAAAUUUUGUUUGUUUGGAUGUCCAUCUUUGUUGUAGUUCAAUCGUUGGGUUUGAUUUUUCGUUUGGUUUAUAAUGGAAUUGGUUUGAAAAUUAAUUCAUUUCAAGAUUUGACAACAAUUCAGAAUUUGAAUGAAAUGGAAAUUGCCAUGUGGGUAUUUUCAACGUUGGAAGUUAGUAUGGUCUAUUCCCAAAUUGCAACCAUUAUUAUGAUCAUGGCAUUUAUCAUUCUUGUGUUUUUAAAGACGAUGAGAUUGUCAGGUACCAUGUCCAAACAAACAUACACCAAAUUAUGGAGAGUAAUUACGUCUAUAACCAUCAUUUGUGAAAUUGUUUUCAUUGGUCUCGUGUUUACAAUGACUAUCACUGAUUUGUUGAUGAAAAUGCCUUAUUUUGAUUUUGAUGUCAUUGCCAUCUAUUCUCUGGUAUUCACUAUUUAUAUAGUGGUCAUGGUGUUGGAGACUGUGAUGUUUACUGUGUUGGGAAUUCGAUUAUUGUACAUUGUCAAACAUCGUUCUCUCCAAAACAAAACUGUCACUAAUCAUCCACCUUAUGGAAAAAUAUUGGUCUCAUCUUUGGAAUGA